This is a messenger RNA of Anastrepha obliqua, 1158 nucleotides long. RefSeq names its product dnaJ homolog subfamily C member 8. The record is from RefSeq and is a predicted model, not a curated record. Bases 167 to 925 code for a protein of 252 amino acids. Gene Ontology annotation, cellular component: nucleus. NCBI's taxonomy places the organism in Eukaryota, Metazoa, Arthropoda, Insecta, Diptera, Tephritidae. The transcript is spliced from 3 exons.
GAGAACGACAUACGGAGGGAGAUUGUGGAUAAAUAGAAGAAUUAGAUACUCUAAAAAAUUUGAUAUAAUUUAUUUACCACAAAUAGUUUAAAUAUCAAUAUCCAUAAUCCGGCAUAUUGUAAAUGGUACAAUAGUGUUUUGGAAGUACUAUCAGUUGAACUGGAAAAUGUCUUUUAACGAUCGUCCUACAACAUCGAAGGAUACUUCAUUUGACUCUUUCUAUACGGAGGUUAAAGAAAUUGAAAAACGCGAUUCUGUUCUAACCUCUUCUCAACAAAUUGAUCGUUUACUUCGUCCAGGUUCCACAUACUUCAAUCUUAAUCCAUUCGAGGUACUACAGAUAGAGCCUGAGGCCACUGUUGAAGAAAUAAAGAAACGUUAUCGCACUCUCUCCAUAUUGGUGCAUCCGGAUAAGAAUCAGGACAAUAAGGAACGAGCGCAGACUGCUUUUGACAUUAUUAACCGUGCAUGGAAGGCGCUGGAAAAUGAUGUAACACGCAAAAAGUGUUUGGACGUUUAUGAGGAGGCGAAGGAAAGAACCGACCAUAUGAUUGCAGAAAAACGGAAGAAACUGCGCAAGGAAAGCAAAGGCUUUGAAAGCAUCCCUGAAGAUGAUCCAGCAAAGUACAAACACGCCGUGUAUGUGAUGGUGAUGAAAUUGUUUGCCGAUAUGGAACGUCGUCGACAACAGUUGGAUCAGCGAGAUCAAGAGGAGCGUAAACGUAAACGAGAGGCAGAAAUAGAGGAGGAAGAGAAACGUAAGGCCGAUUUAGAGUGGCAAAAGAAUUUUGAAGAGUCGCGUCAGAAUCGUGUAAAUAGUUGGCAUGAUUUUCAAUCUGGUGCCAGUAAAUCAAAAAAAUCUAAAAAGCAGAAACGCAUGCACGGCAUGGUUGUUCCACCCAAGUUUAAACCGGAGUCGCGAUAAAUGUAUAUGUACAAUCUACGGAUACUACGUUUUUAACAUUAUUUUUACAACUCAAAUUUAGUUCAUAAAGCAUAAUACGUAAGCGUUAAAAAGGUUAAAUUAUGUAAAUUGUGUACGUGAACAAGCCUUUAUUCGUAAAAUACAUAUGUAUGUAUUGAAUGCCCGUUGAAGUUUAGUUGGCGCACAUAUAUUUAAAAAAACCAACAAUAUAAAACUGACGUUUAUUACAUUUU